Molecule: messenger RNA, 2441 nt
Organism: Marasmius oreades (fairy-ring Marasmius)
Lineage: Eukaryota; Fungi; Basidiomycota; Agaricomycetes; Agaricales; Marasmiaceae
Exons: 6
Coding region: 802-2295 (497 amino acids)
Molecular function (GO): RNA binding
Source: RefSeq, a predicted model, not a curated record
GCCUGUUGUGCGGGUCUGUCUGAUACCACGAAGCUAACUGCACCUGGACCACCAACCCUUCUGCUUCGCUUAGCAUAAUGUCUAAGGCUGCUCUGGAUUCCGAUAUCUAUGGAGAUAUAUACGGCGACGACGAGGACCCCUUGGCUUCGGUGACGAGCACUCAGGAUGAGCAAUUCCCGUUGGACGGGGAAGGUGAAGAAGAUGACGACCUCACGAUUAUUACACAGAAUGAUCAAGAAACUUCUCUGAACAAGACUUCACUGCUGGCAGGGAAAGAUGGAGCUGGAGGCUCUAGCGAAAACGGUGCAUUUACCAGGUUGAAGGGCGACAACGACCUUUCAUAUUCCGCACAAAUAGCACAACAAUUCUCUGUGUAUCAGCAGACACCCAGCCAGGAGCGCCAGCAACGUUCGGUCUCUUCAUUUAUGUCAACGGCGAGUACGAACGGCGGUACGAACGGCACGGCACCGAUUGCUACGCUAGACUCGAGCAACAAUGGGGAAGUCGUAUAUGGAAAAAAGCCGUCCGAAAUGCACGAUCAUGGGUAAGCUUGAUUAGUCGCUGGUCCUUUUCACCCUCUUGUGUUUGCUCUUCGGAUCAUACUCGCUUUCUUGAUUGGCAUCAUUAUUCCAGUUGGAACGACCCGAACCCUUCCAAUGGGCUUCGCCACAGACCAGGUUUCCUGGCAUUACGUUCCUGAUAGACACGCUCUUAUUUUCGUGUGCUACUCCAUUUGGUAUUGGAUACUAUAGAGCAGCCGUGCUUUAGGAUACUCCGUACCUUGUGCCAUCCAGCGCAACGAUGUUGUCCACGACGAUUUGCGUAUUUCUUCUUCGUUUCUGGUUCUCUUUUUUUGUUACCUCGGAUACUAAUAUCUCGCCAUUCUAUCUGUUUCUCUGUUAUCGUAUCUCUCUAUCUCAUCGUCGAAACUCCUUAACUCGCCACACUGUUUAUCCUGCACUUCUCGCACUUCGCCUAUGUUUCCUCUACUACUGUCACUCGUCGAACAACUUCAUAGCAAACUCUUCAUCGGGGGACUUUCCUGGGAUACCACAGACGGUACUCUAUUCUCUCAGAACUGCUUACUCAUACCUACCACUAAUCACAACUUUUCUCGUUCGCAUUCUUCGACUCGUGCAACUAGAGGGCCUAGCGAAAUACUUUUCGCAGUUCGGGAAGGUUGACGCAUGUACCAUAAUGCGAGAUCCUUCAGGAACCUCAAGAGGCUUCGCAUUUUUAACAUAUGAAGAUGGUUCAGCGGUUAAUUCUGUCAUUACACGGGAACAUUUUCUGGACGGAAAAACAAUUGACCCGAAGAGGGCUAUACCGCGUGAAGAGCAUUUGAGAAACACCCGAUAUUUCGUUGGCGGUUUAGCGCCUAAUACAACGUCGGAAUCGAUGAAGGAAUUUUUCACCACAUACGGCAAAGUUGUUGACGCGACAGUCAUGCUGGAUCGUGAAACAGGUCGCUCGAAGGGUUUCGGUUUUGUUACUUUCGAGGAUGCUGCCAAUACGGAUCAACUAGUCGGAAAGGCGUUGACUUUGGACGAUAAACAGAUUGAGGUGAAAGCAGCGCAACCACGAAGUCAGCGAGACCAGACGCGGAAUAGUAUGAAUAACACUCCUGUUGUUGGGAACAGCACGAGUGGAAACAGAGAAACGUUUGAGAACCGGUUACAGGCGACAAAUGUACCGUUCGUUCAGCAGCAAAAUCCCAUGUCGAUGCUUUUACAAGCUCAACGGGGCGCUGGCGUAGGAAACAUGGGGAUGGGUGGGGCGGGUGGUAUGAAUCCGAUGUCGAUGAAUAUGAAUGUGAACCCGAUGGCGAUGAUGAAUAUGAUGAAUCCCGGUAUAGGUGGUGUGGGGGGAAUGGGAGGAAUGGGAGGAAUGAACAUGGUGAAUACAAUGAAUGGGAUGGGCGGUGGAGGAGGAGGUAUGGGUAUGAUGAAUGGGAUGAAUAUGAUGGGUGGUGGUAUGGGAAAUAUGGGGAUGAUGGGUGGCGGUAUGGGGGGGAAUAUGGGUGGUAUGAACGCUAUGGGGAAUAUGGGAGGAAUGGGUAACAUGGGGGGAAUGGCCAACAUGGCCAACAUGGCCAAUAUGAACAACAUGAACGGAGGAAUGCGGUUAGGAAUGGGACCUAUGGGUGGUGGAAUAGGAGGGGGGAUGAUGGCGAUGGGAAUGCGGCAAGGUAUGAACGGCAUGGCGGGUCUCAAUCGAAUGCAGAAUACUGGAGUUGGACCAUUGAGGAUGCACAAUAAUCGUGGCCAGCAUAACUUCCACCCCUACUCCAGGUAGUUCUCAUCCCCGCCUUCUCUUUUCCAGUUCUUUAUACAUCGAAAACAUAGUGUAUUGUCUGCUGUAAUCUGCUUCCAUCUAACUUACUGGAUUUCCUCAUUGUACUUUGAGGUACUUAGUACUAUAUACGUCCCGACCAAAGCCGC